AAAAUACACCGGAUCAAAGGUCUUACACAGAAGGAGGACAAAGGCUCUGAUGGAGGUACUUAGCUGUGAUAUACCCUGGUAUUAAAGACCCAAGGGUAUUUGGAUUGUCUUGUAAGAUGUAGAGCUCCACAUUCUUAUCCGGAAAUUCCAAAACAGAUGGAAACAUAUUAACGAAAUGUAAUUUUUUUAGUUUUUCGUAAAUGAACAAUAUUUCAAUAUUGGAAUACAAAAUGGAUGAAACCAAUAACCUCACUCUGCGAUGGAACUCUGACUAUGCCGACAAACUUUUACCCACGGUUGUAUUCCAGGCAAUUGUUUGCUUCGUUGGACUGGUAGGGAACAUUUUAGUGCUUCUUGUGUACAUUUUACGGAUGAAGGCAAGUCGGGAUGACCGCUACUUUAUACCCAUCUUAGCCACUUUCGAUCUCCUUGCAAGCACCGUGGCUUCCGUUUUUUACGUGUUCGAGUCCAUGUACUUCGUGGAUUUUCCAUCGUCCGGACUCUGUAAGGGGAUGUUAUACACCAUGACGGCGACUUCGGGCCUCUCGGCCUUGCUGCUGAUAGCCAUAGCCGUUCAGAGGUAUCUAAAGAUCUGCAAACCACUCGGGAAGCAAAUGAACGAGAGCAAGAGAAAGCUAUGUCUGGGAAUAAUUGUAGGAUUUUCUAUCUUGUAUUCAGCUCCGGUUUUGCUGUUUUCUGGGAACAUGAGAGUGGAGGGAGUGUUUGAGGGGGAGAACGUCACAGGGUUGACGUGUUUCACGGGGGCAGGGAACUACCCUACCUACGAGGCGAUAUACUACUACAUCAUCUUUAUUCUCAUGAUAAUUAACAUUCUGACUGUGGGUUUCCUCUACAUUCCGAUCGGAGUCGUCAUCUACCGCCACAACAAGCUCCGGAAGGCUCGCCAGCGGCAGAGUGUCGACCUUCCCUCCCUCCAGUUUGACUCCCUGUCUGACAACAAGCCCAGUCAAAGCAGCACUAAAGACUUUUCCAGGUCGCGGACAUUCAAAGAAAGCAAAAUUAACUUUAACAUGAUGUUCUUCGCCAUUAUUGUGUGUUAUUUAAUCUCCUAUACGCCGACAUGUAUUUUUCUUAUUAUAAGCAAACUUUCGCCGGAACUCUGGUACAACAUCUCAGCUGCUGAGAUGAUUGUCUUCUUCAUCUUGCAGAGAUUCUACGUCAUUAAUCACGUGAUUAACCCAAUCAUAUACGGGUAUUUUGACAUGAAGUUUCGUGCCGAUAUCCUCAGCUUGUGUAAAUGUCAAUAAGAGCGUUCGAAUCAUCAUCAGUAAUAACAUUAUUAGAAAAAUAAAUAUAGUUUGUAAUAUCAAGUUGUUUAUUAAAAAGGUAUAUAAUACAUUGCUAUUAUAACACAUGCAUUGUUAUUGUUAUAAGUUUAAAACAAAAGUUUAAUACACAAAA
This is a messenger RNA of Magallana angulata, 1422 nucleotides long. Its product is annotated as neuropeptide Y receptor type 1-like. The record is from RefSeq and is a predicted model, not a curated record. Gene Ontology annotation, biological process: neuropeptide signaling pathway. The transcript has 2 exons. The coding region runs from base 201 to 1268 and encodes 355 amino acids. Gene Ontology annotation, molecular function: neuropeptide receptor activity. NCBI's taxonomy places the organism in Eukaryota, Metazoa, Mollusca, Bivalvia, Ostreida, Ostreidae. Gene Ontology annotation, cellular component: membrane.